This is a messenger RNA of Paraphaeosphaeria sporulosa, 1008 nucleotides long. RefSeq names its product glycosyltransferase family 8 protein. Bases 1 to 1008 code for a protein of 335 amino acids. Gene Ontology annotation, molecular function: glycosyltransferase activity. Gene Ontology annotation, biological process: protein N-linked glycosylation. The transcript has a single exon. NCBI's taxonomy places the organism in Eukaryota, Fungi, Ascomycota, Dothideomycetes, Pleosporales, Didymosphaeriaceae. The record is from RefSeq and is a predicted model, not a curated record.
AUGAUCUUCAAGUUCAGACUGUUCUUCGUUGUGGCAUCUGCAGCCCUGCUCGGCAUCACCUGGUGUAUACACAUACGCAUACAAGCUGCCGCGCACGCUACUCCCCGAGGUUCUACCUACAGAGGCUUCAACUCCACCGCACACCUGCCAUCCACCAAUUACGCAAUCGUGACCUUCCUUACCGGCCAGGCAUCAGACGAAUCCUACUUCACCGCCACCCGCGUCCUCACCCAUCAGCUCCUGCACGCCGAAUCAACAAAGGUAAAUCAGAACAACACCUCCUUCCUCGUCCUCUGCUCGGAAACCGUCCCCGCAGAGCAAAAGACCACGCUCCGCGGUGACGGCGCCACCGUCGUCGAGAUUCGCGAUGUCCCCGUGAAUUGGUGGAUCCGCUCCGCAGAGACGCGCUGGAAGGAGCAGUUCAGCAAGCUCCGCGUCUUCGAAAUGGAGGAGUACAGCCGCAUUCUCUACCUCGACGCCGACACCGUGCUCACAGGGCCGGUAGACGGCAUCUUCGCGGAGCCCGAGGUCGUCAGCCUGACAUCGACGCUGGACCGCAAAGACCAGGUGCGCUGGGGCGAAGCCAAACUUCCAUCCGAAUGGCUCUUCGCCGCGCGUUCAGACGCGGCUCUGACAGGCGAGCGCACGCAUCCCACACCCCCUCUCCAGUCAAAGUCUUUCAACGCCGGCUUCUUCCUCAUCAAACCCGACCGCCAGGUCUUCGCUCACAUCCUCAGCGUGAUGGCGCUCGUCGGCCGCUUCGACACGCACACGAUGGAGCAGGGGCUGCUAAACUACGUGUUCCGCCGCGAGGGCCGGAUGCCGUGGCGCGAGCUGCACUGGCGGUGGAGCGCGACGUGGCCGACGGAGCGGGAUCUCGAGGAGGGUGUCGUCACGCUACAUGAUCGGCUGUGGAAGACGGGGCCGCAGCCGCUGCGGGACCUUUGGAAUGCGAAGAAGGGGGAGAUGAUGAAUUAUCACGAGAAGAGGAAAAUGGCUGCUGCCUGA